Molecule: messenger RNA, 2863 nt
Organism: Dichomitus squalens LYAD-421 SS1
Lineage: Eukaryota; Fungi; Basidiomycota; Agaricomycetes; Polyporales; Polyporaceae
Product: actin-like ATPase domain-containing protein
Exons: 7
Coding region: 178-2811 (877 amino acids)
Biological process (GO): negative regulation of hypoxia-induced intrinsic apoptotic signaling pathway; endoplasmic reticulum unfolded protein response; cellular response to hypoxia
Cellular component (GO): endoplasmic reticulum chaperone complex
Molecular function (GO): ATP-dependent protein folding chaperone; ATP binding
Source: RefSeq, a predicted model, not a curated record
UGCAACGUGUCCUUCGUCUGGUCGUCCUGCGACGUGUCUGAGGACAGCAUUUGCGCAUCGGAGAAUCUCUGGGAUCAGUCGUCCACGUGCCUGCGACCACGUAGCGCGGCAGAGGUGACGUGUAACGCAUAAAAGUACUGCUGCACGCGCCCGGUGCCCGCAUACUCCUCCCUCAUCAUGACCCGGCUCUGGCUGGUGCUCUGUCUAUGGCUCUCGCUAUGGUCGGAAAGCGUCCUUGGGUCUAUUCUGGCAAUCGACUAUGGCGCGGACUUCAUCAAAGCUUCGCUCAUGAAGCCCGGCCAGCCAUUCGACGUCCUCCUUAACCGGGACUCGAAGCGGAAGAUUCAGUCGACGGUCGGGUGGAAGCAGAAGGAUAGGUUGUUCGGACAGGACGCAGCGAACAUUGCUGGCCGAUUCCCGCUCGACUCGUUCUCGCACCUCAAGACCCUCCAGGGUGCUCCAUACGAAUCCGACGCGGUCUCUUUCUACACCGCCAUUUCCUCCGCAGACACUGUCAAGACCGAACGCGGCACAGUCGCGUUGCGUCGCUCGGACGGGACAGAAUGGAGCGUCGAGGAACUCAUCGCCAUGCAGUUCGCGUAUAUUCGCGAUUUGGCCGAGAGCACUGCGGGCGAGAAGAUUUACGACGUCAUCGUCACCGUGCCGCCAUACUACACGCAGUAUGAGCGCGACGCGGUGGUGGACGCGAUCGAAAUCUCCGGCCUCCGUACCCUCGCGCUCAUCAACGACGGCACAGCGGUGGCGGUCAACUAUGCUAUGACCCGUACGUUCUCCGAGCCCGAAUACCAUGUUAUCUACGACGCGGGGGCAUCCUCCAUCCGUGCGACUGUAGUCGAGUUCGCGCCAGUCGCCUCGGAUGGGAAGUCCAAGGCCGGGAAGGACGCUACCCAGAUCACUGUCCACGGCGUCGGCUUCGACCGCUACACUGGCGGAACCGAACUGGACGCUCGUCUGCGGAACAUGAUGCUUGCUGACUUCGAAAAGCGGUACAAGCGGAGCAUCAGCCAGGACAAGCGGGCGAUGGCGAAGCUGUGGAAGGAGGCUGGUCGCGUGAAGGCUGUCCUGAGCGCAAACUCUGAGGCACAGGCGACGAUCGAGAGCCUCGCGUAUGACCUUGACUACAAGGCGAAGUUCACGCGCGCGGAGUUCGAGACCGAGGCGAGAGACCUCAAACAUCGUUUCGCAGUACCCAUCCAGGAGGCGCUCGCGCGGUCUGGCCGAAAGCUGGACGAUAUCACUUCUGUCAUCAUGACCGGGGGAGCUACGCGCACACCGAUGAUCCAGGACGCGGUGAAGGCCGCCGUCGGCGCGAACAAGCUCGCGUACAACGUCAAUGCCGACGAGGCCGCGGUCCUGGGUGCCGCUCUGCACGGCGCUAGCCUGAGUCGCCAGUUCAGGACGAAGGACAUCCGAAUCACGGACAUUGGCCCUUAUGACAUCCACAUCUCCUACCAGGCGGAGUCGAAGCAGCCCGGGGCGCGCCCACGAACAAUUAAUAGCCUCGUCUUCCCCUCUGGCUCGAAGACGGGCACGAAGAAGACGCUGACAUUCAAGCGCCAGGACGACUUCAAGGUUAAGCUCGGUUACAAGGUUCCCCUCCUUCGCGGAUGGCCCACGGACAUCCUCGAAGCGGAGAUCCAGGGCGUGGCCGAGGCGAUCAAGAACAUCACUGAGGCUGGCGCCACGGAUCCCGUGGUGAAGGCCACUGUCAUGCUCUCCGAGUCCGGCUUCGCGUCGAUUCGUGACGCUAUGGUUACCGGCGAGUUCAAGGACGAGUCCAUAGCUGGCAAACUGAAGGAUUUCUUCGGUAAAGGUUCUCCGUCAUCUGCGCCCGUCGAUGAGACGACGGCGGACGUCGGCUCCGCAGAGGACGACACGGCCUCGACUUCCACGUCAUCCUCGUUGGCCACGGAGGCAACCACGACGGUGUUCACGAAGAAGGAGCCGAUCAACCUGGAGAUCGAGGUCAAGUUCUCGUCCCUGCCGCCGCUGUCUGUCACGGAAAAGCGUGCGGGCCGUGAGAAGCUGAAGGCGAUUGACGCGGAGGAGGGCGCGAAGAGGCGGCGCGAGGAGGCGCGCAACACGCUCGAGGGCUACAUAUACAAGCUCCGGGACCUGCUCGCGGACGAGUCGUCUGAUUCGCCGUUCAUGAAGUGCUCGCAAUCAUCGGAGCGCAAGAGGCUCGCGGAGAAGGUGGACGAGGCGUACGCGUGGCUGCAGGAACACGGAGACGAUGCGGACACGAUACAGUACAUUGACCAACGAAGCGCACUAGAGAGCCUAGAACGACCGAUUGUCCACCGGUACAAGGAGAUCGAGGAGUUCCCGCAGGCGCUGAACAACAGCCAGAUGUGGAACUGGAGCUCGCGCAUGUUCCUGACGGAGGCGCGGCUGAACACGACGAAGGAGCUCGAGGCCGGCUUGCCCACGAAGUACACGAAGGAAGAGCUGGACGAGUUUGAGAAAGUGCUGAAGGACCACGAGUCGUGGUUGAACGAGUGGGUGGAGAAGCAGAAGAAGGUGAAGAUGAACGAGGACCCGGUGAUCCUCUCGAGCGAGAUGCGGGCGCGGGCGAAGGUGCUCGAGAACCACCUCCAGAAGCUCUACAAGAAGCGGCCGCCAAAGGCGCCGAAGAAGUCGUCCUCUUCGUCGGCGUCGACCAGUAGUAGCAGUAGUAGUGAGAGCACGACGGGGAGCGCGGAGGGGACGGCGUCGGCGUCGGCGUCGGCGUCGAGCGCGUCCGAUACGGCUAGCUCGAGCCAGGACCCGCAUCGUCAUGAAGAACUGUAGAUUAGACUAUAUACAUCACCUCACGUACACUUAAUGUUAUUACUGGAUCGUC